AUGCAGAAGCUCGUCAAGCGCACUGCGGAAGCGCAGCGGGCCGUCGCCCGCCGCACCGCCAAGAAGACCCUGAACGUCUAUCGCAGGAGCAAGCUUGAGCGCCGUUCCGAGCAAUCCCAAAAUGUCGAGGAGAUCGCCGGUGACUUGCGUGCCGCCCGUGUUGCUCGUGCGGAGGCCUGGGACCUCGGCCCCCUGACGCCCCGUCGCGAUGUCGACGGCAACUUCACCCACGGCGCCACCCUGUUGUCGAGGAACAGGCCACAGACAUCCUUCAAGGCGUGGGAGAUUGAGCAGAGGUGCGCCUGGGCUGGCGGCAGCAAGCUUCUGAAUAUUGUCAAGAACGAUCGCGUCGUUGUCAUGGAGGGCCCUGACAAGGGCAAGAUUGACCUGAUCAACCACAUCGACCUCAACAAUGGUGUCGUCGAGCUGAAGACUUUGGGCAAGAAACAAAGGCCCGCUAACACGGACAAGUUUCUCACCGUCGUGCCCGACGUCCACCGAAAAGUCGACCCCUCCCAGCCUCCCACCUCGACCGCCACGGGCACCCUCCCCAUCUCCGCCAUCCGCCUCGUCCACCCCCUGACAGACCCCGUCACCGGCAUCACCCGCGAUGUCAUCGUCCGCUCCCUGACCGCCGGCCCCGUCAAGCGCCACCGCGCCACGGGCUGGAAGGCCUGGACCCGCUACAUCACCGGCCUCAACGUCGCCGUGCCCUGGCCCGAGCGCGAGGGCGUCGAGCGCGUCGACCACCCCGCCGACACGCUGCUCGCCGCCGUCGAGGAGCCGACCUUUGUCCCCUCGCUCCUAGCCUGCCCGCUGCCCGAGACGCUCAUAGACGAGCUGCGCAACAAGUACUCCAAGUUCCGCGCCCGCCACGAGCUCGAAGACGUCCAGCGCAAGGAUGCCGAGGCCAGCAAGAAGAAGGCCGGCUUGCGCCUCCGCCGCCACCGUGAUGACGUCCGCUUCAGGAGUUGA
Verticillium dahliae VdLs.17 is the source of this 975-nucleotide messenger RNA. RefSeq names its product KOW motif domain-containing protein. The record is from RefSeq and is a predicted model, not a curated record. The transcript is spliced from 2 exons. Lineage: Eukaryota; Fungi; Ascomycota; Sordariomycetes; Glomerellales; Plectosphaerellaceae. The coding region runs from base 1 to 975 and encodes 324 amino acids.